Molecule: messenger RNA, 524 nt
Organism: Caenorhabditis auriculariae
Lineage: Eukaryota; Metazoa; Nematoda; Chromadorea; Rhabditida; Rhabditidae
Source: the annotation of a GenBank genome assembly
AUGGAGGUUUCAAAAAUCGACUACAUUUCCUUCUCAAAGUCAGGAAGUUUCAGUCUGUCUCCAAACUCGCUAUACUAGUCUUCGUGAUAUUUUCCUACUUCGUGGUCACCUCAGGUGUUAUAUACGACAUAAUUAACGAACCUCCUAGCAUAGGUAGUUGCCAAUUUCUUCCCCUGGUCAUCUGAUCAUUCAGGGUCGUCGUACGAUGAAAAAGGUAACCAGAAGCCCGCUGCGAUUCUCGUCGGACGUGUCAACGGACAGUAUAUUAUGGAAGGACUCGCUGCUGCUUUCAUGUUCAUCCUGGGAGGUGAUGUUUUUUUUUAGACAUAAUCGAAUAAAUAGUAUGAAUCUGAAUAAAAAAUAAUUCAGGAGCUGGGCUGAUCGCCUUGGAGAACUGCAAUGACGCCAGCAUCUCGAAGACUCGCCGAGUUUCCCUGAUUGCUUUCGGAUUCUCUUCAGUUCUCAUCGCCUUUUUCGCCACGAGGAUGUUCAUGUCAAUCAAGAUACCGGGAUACACUUCUUGA